Molecule: messenger RNA, 489 nt
Organism: Perca flavescens (yellow perch)
Lineage: Eukaryota; Metazoa; Chordata; Actinopteri; Perciformes; Percidae
Product: lactose-binding lectin l-2-like
Exons: 1
Coding region: 1-489 (162 amino acids)
Source: RefSeq, a predicted model, not a curated record
AUGCUCUCGUUCCUCUUCUUGUUUGGUCUGACUCUGGGGGCUGUGUCUCCUUCAGACGGCUAUCCGGUGAAUCUUCUGCGUGGCAGCUGUCCCAUGUUCUGGUACAGUUUCAACGGCCGCUGCUACAAGUAUGUCGCUUCACGUUUGACCUGGGCUGAUGCAGAGCUCCACUGUGUGUCACAGCGAGGCAACCUGGUGUCCAUCCACAGUCAGGAAGAAGAGAAUUUCAUCAAAUCCCUGAUCAAGAAUUUUGACCAUGUUCAGGGAUUUACCUGGAUUGGACUCAGUGACAUCCACAAAGAAGGUAGUUGGAUGUGGUCUGAUGGUAGCAGAGUGGACUUUGUCUAUUGGAAUAGAGGAGAACCAAAUAACAAAGGAGGACAUGAACACUGUGUUCACAACAACUAUGAUAAAGAUUUGAAAUGGAAUGACAUCCCAUGUUCUCUUACUUAUCCCUCCGUUUGUGCAUCUCGUAUUACCUGUCCUUAG